Molecule: messenger RNA, 1704 nt
Organism: Hemicordylus capensis (graceful crag lizard)
Lineage: Eukaryota; Metazoa; Chordata; Lepidosauria; Squamata; Cordylidae
Exons: 6
Coding region: 253-873 (206 amino acids)
Source: RefSeq, a predicted model, not a curated record
CUCGUCCCUGGUGCUCUGACACUUUGAGCUGCACCCCCAAGACAGUGUUUGGAUUCAAACCAGAGCCAGCAUGACCAGUAACAGUAACUUGUGACUUCACAGUCAGCCACAGAAUUGUGCCAUCAUGGUUCCCCUUGGAAACCUGCGAAGAUUCUGCAGCAGGCUCACUUGGCAGCAUUUUAGAUUAGCUGAAGCAUCUUCGAUAAAUUGGCUGCCUUCAGCUGUCAGUUUAUUAGCAGCUUAGUUGUCAAGAUGGGUGGCUGUUGGUCAUGUGUGGCCUGCAGGUCUCACCCAGAGGCAGAACCAAAGGAUGAAGAUGAAGAGGGGGCACUGACAGGUCAUCCCAGAAACCUAACCCACGUUGCACCAUUUUCUGGGGGACUCCCCAAUGUUUUGGGGGACACUCUGGGGAAAGAGCUCAUUGAGGAACCUUCCGUGCCAGAACCUCUUCCAGCACCUGGCAUGACAAAUAACAUCCUGGAGGAAGAGCUCAUUGAGGAAACCUCAAUGCCAGAACCCCUUCCAACACCUUGCAUCACAAAUGACCUAUUGGGGAAAGUGCUCAUUGAGGAUACCGCAGUGCCAGGUCCUUCCAUCCUCACAGACACUCCAAAGAAAGGAGCUUCUGUGUCAAAGCCCUUACUAGAGCCUUCCAUUGCUUAUAAUUAUCUUCAGCAAGAUGUAGAACUCCUCAAAGAGUUACAGAAUGACUAUGUCCAGCAGCAACUGAGUGUUAGCCGCAUUUCCCAACAGUUCCCUUGUUCUCUCCGGGCCAUCAACCUGCAAAUUGGACACAUGUGGACAAGGCUCGACCGCACUGAAGUUCGGCUGCAGUGGUGGGAAAGGGAAGGUAUGUUCACAACAUGCCCCUGAAAUUGCUGCUGGGCUAAGAACGGCUCUUUUGUUUAUUUCAUGUUGAAAUGCUUGAUUUGAGUCUGCAUCUAAGGUUUCAGGGGGGAGGCCUGUGAGUGGGUUGUCAGUGCUUGCUGAAGUGUUCCUUUGUUUUCUGUCUUUCAUGUGUCCAAGCUCCAAUGCCUGCAAUCCAAGCAGCUUCUGAGAGUGAGCAGUGAGGGCAAGUGAUGGUGGGUGUGGUAGGAUGUCAGCCUUUGGAGCUGACCUCCUGCUGCUGCUUCUCUCUUGCAGAUGUUCCUGCAGACCCUGCUGCACUUCUCCAGCCCUCAGGGUCGGAUUCAUCAUUGUCCUCUGCCUCCCUUGAGGUUGCCUCCAUCCCACCCUCCACCUCCACCUCUUCCCUCCUCCUGCAUCCCUCUCCACCUCCUCCUCCUUCCCCACCUCCUCUGGAGCCGGACCUCAGCAAUUUGAAAGAAAAUCUGCAGAGUUUGGCAGAGAUGCAGGUCCAUCAGCUGCGUGACCGCCAAAGAGACCUCCACAGCUGCCAGGAAUACUUACAAAGCUUCAAGGCACUGAGGGGACAGUUGAGGCAGCUAAGGAGCAGACUGGCCAGGGUGGAAGCCACUAUGGGGAUCGUGGUUCCUCCAAGGGAGCUGGACAUUGCUGAGGAAGAAGGGGAAGGCAAAUUAAAAGAGACAACUGUGUUACUAUUUAUAUAAGUAGCAAUAAAAUGCUGUGUAUAUAUAUUUAAAAUAUUAAAUAUUUGUUUUAAUAGGAUAUAGAGAUAGAACAGAAAUAAAACUUGCAUAUUUAUUGUUUAAAAAAAUAAAAUGUUUUAUUUUAAAGAAAAUA